UUCGGUCCAUCGAUCGGCGGCGGGGUGAGAUUUUGGUGGAUCGGUGGUGAUUUGAGAGUGGGGGUUGUGUUGUGUGCUUUUUGCUCAGGUUUCGGAAGGAUCGGGAGGCUCGUCGCCAGGGUUGCUCUCCUGAGCGAGGAUGUCGAGCUCGUCGCCGUCAACGACCCCUUCAUCACCACCGAGUACAUGACCUACAUGUUCAAGUACGACACCGUUCACGGAAACUGGAAGCACAGUGACAUCAAGCAAAAGGACGACAAGACUCUCCUCGUCGGUGAGAAGCCCGUUACUGUCUUCGGCGCCAGGAAUCCUGAGGAGAUCCCAUGGGCUCAGGCUGGUGCCGAUUAUGUCGUGGAGUCCACCGGUGUCUUCACUGACAAGGACAAGGCAGCUGCUCACUUGAAGGGUGGUGCCAAGAAGGUGGUCAUCUCUGCCCCCAGCAAAGAUGCCCCGAUGUUUGUGGUCGGUGUCAAUGAGGACAAGUACACCUCAGACGUUAGCAUUGUCUCGAAUGCUAGCUGCACCACAAACUGUCUUGCUCCCCUAGCUAAGAUCAUUAAUGACCACUUUGGUAUUAUUGAGGGUCUGAUGACCACUGUUCAUGCCAUCACUGCUACCCAGAAGACUGUUGACGGACCAUCGAGCAAGGACUGGAGAGGUGGCAGGGCUGCAAGCUUUAACAUCAUCCCGAGCAGCACAGGUGCUGCCAAGGCUGUUGGCAAGGUUCUGCCUGAGUUGAAUGGCAAGCUUACUGGUAUGUCCUUCCGGGUUCCCACUGUGGACGUGUCGGUUGUUGAUCUCACUGUUAGAACCGAGAAGGCUGCCUCAUAUGAGGACAUUAAGAAGGCCAUCAAGGCAGCAUCUGAGGGAAACCUCAAGGGAAUCAUGGGUUAUGUUGAGGAAGAUCUGGUGUCCACCGACUUUCUUGGUGACAGCAGGUCGAGCAUUUUCGAUGCCAAGGCUGGAAUUGCUCUUAACGACAAUUUCGUCAAGCUUGUCUCGUGGUACGACAACGAGUGGGGUUACAGCAACCGUGUCGUCGACCUGAUUCGCCACAUGGCCAAGACUCAGUAGAGAGCUGCUUUCCUCCUGUGGCCUCUGAGUUGGAGAUUUUGAAUUCCCCGACGGAGUUAUCUAGAGAAUAAAUGUGGAUCCUUAUCCUUGUUCUAAUUUUGUUCCGCUUUGAUCAAAUUUUGUUCCUCUAUAAAAGAGCAAUUUUGGCCGCCCUUAAACUUGUGUUCCCAUCCACAUGAAACUUGAUCUCAAAAGUAUUUUGUUGUGUUCCUUGUCUGUAUCCCUUUUUGUUCCCCUUUUAUCAACUUUUGUUCGUCUAUUUGGCAAGUUGAAGAGUGCAUGCUUAUUUGGCAA
Messenger RNA from Brachypodium distachyon (stiff brome), 1368 nucleotides. Its product is annotated as glyceraldehyde-3-phosphate dehydrogenase 1, cytosolic. The transcript is spliced from 10 exons. The annotation marks the transcript as partial. Gene Ontology annotation, molecular function: NADP binding; oxidoreductase activity, acting on the aldehyde or oxo group of donors, NAD or NADP as acceptor; NAD binding. NCBI's taxonomy places the organism in Eukaryota, Viridiplantae, Streptophyta, Magnoliopsida, Poales, Poaceae. The record is from RefSeq and is a predicted model, not a curated record. Gene Ontology annotation, biological process: glucose metabolic process.